AUGUCAGCUACAUCAGAAUAUGAACCAGCGGUCCGGCAAGAUUACGGGCCGACCACCUCCAGUGAAAAUAUAUAUGGGCAUGUGUUGGAUCACAAAUUAACUGAUACAAUGGAUAUAUCUAGUGUAAGAACCCCUGUUCUACGGGCUGUUCCUCUUUCACCCACUCAAGGUGACCCAGAACCUGAUUCCACAAACCCAGAAAGUAUAAUUCAGUCAGUUCACAAGGUUGAUAAAGAUAUUGAGUAUCAUAUUAAUGAAAAGAGGUGUGACGCAGAAAUGUCUGUAGAUUCUCUCUCUAGGAUCGUUAGGAUUGAAGAAACUACAUUAGAUAAUGUGGGGCGCUUGGCUUACCCCAUCAUUCAAGAAACAGAUGAUUCAGAUGGCAACUAUGUAGAAAAUACUGCCACUUUAAUACAAACUCCGUUAAAUACGGCGAUUGUACAAAAUGUCGCUAAACUCCCACAAAACUUUACAAUUAAUGUAGAUGCUGCUGUCGGUAAUAUUACAGCUAUACAAAAUGUUGCUCAAGAUGUGUCAGGCAACCAAACCCUAUGGUUACCCACAAUACUUGCCACCAGUGCCACAGAUGGAAAAAAUGAAGAAGAUAGACCCCCAGGUGUCGCACAGAUUAUAAUUACAAGUGAAAGCUAUGUUAAUGACACAAGUCAGGCCGGUAGGAGAACGAAUAUAAUCACCGAAACAAGUUACAUUAGCCGACCUAAGACCUCUAAGGUACAGAUUUUGAGCAACAUAUCUUUACCCAAAAAUUCUAAUUACCCCCAGCAAUAUAUUGCUCAAAGUAAAGAAAUUGCCGCACCAGUAUAUGGAACUCAAAACCACAUAUACAAACUGAGUGCCAAUGUAGUAUCACAGAAACAUUUAAAUAAUGCUAUGUUAAGCACAAAACCGCCAAAGUCACUUAUAGGUGCUUCCCUAUCUCCAACAGUAAUAAAUAAUAGCCCGAUUAAAAAUGUGCCAUAUAGUCACACAUAUUCUAAGAGCACAAAUUUAAAUAAGGUUAAUAAUGGUGCUAAUUUGAAUGCAAUGGUGGCAGCUUCCUCUGGAAGCUCUCAAUGCCAUAUCUUAUCCAGAGUUGUGUCUGGACCAAAUAAGAUAUCUGUACAUUCGGGGAGAAAAUCAAUAAAUACUUUUAAGGGCUCGAAAAAUUCACAAAUGUCCAAUCAGAAAAAUCAAUCGAGAGCAAUAAAAAUAAUUCAGCAGGCUGGUACUGCUAAAUCUGAAAGUAAGGCUUGGCCUGUCGCUAGCGUUACAUAUAAAAGUUCUAACUCUAACUAUGCAGAAUCUAAUACUUCUAAAGUAAUACAAAAAGUUGGAAGUCCAACACAUAAGGCGCAACAGACUAUGACAUUGCAAAAGGUUCCUAAAGGUGAACGUCUUGUACUACAGUCUCCAUGUGGACCUGUUUUACUAUCUACAGCUCCGAUAAGUUCUAAUAUACCUAAAGGGCCUCAUUAUGUUCAAUCGGGAUCCACACCUAAUUUGAGAUAUGUCCAAACAUACGGUCCAGAUAACCAACUGUCAACAGUUUCUCAAGUAUCUGCUAAUCAGCAAUUGACUGCUCAGAUUCUGCAGUCAUUAUCUCAGCCUAAAUUGAUGCUGCAAAGCCCAACACCGAUCCAACCUGUUAAUGUUACUCCUCCAGUCAUAGAGGAGCUAGAAGUAAAACCUGUCAAUCAAAAGAGGAUUGUGUUCGGUGACAAAUCUAUGCUUUUAACAGCGGAUGAUAUAAUUGGUAUGGAAGAACGGCCUAAUCUAUCGGAAGAGUUGCGCAGAUACUCGUUCCAGGCGUUAGCUCUCAUAAUGCUGGAUCACACUUACGCUUUGCCCGCGCAAAAACAACCAGCCAGUACCCCGACGACGACCGUCGCGGCUUUAUCCCCAGUAAUAACUACACCAGCUACCACAGCUCCCAUGAGUCCUUUAAAAACUCCCACCCCUAUCACUACUGUACCCCAUGAACAAUCACCACCAGUACCAACCACUGCAGUCGGAACCCCCAUACCGGUCACUACCCCACCUACGGGAGUUCCAUCAAAACCGGUCGCUUUACCUCAAGAUGAUGAUACAGCUUCUAUUAUAUCAUCAGUAGAAGGUGAGAAAAGAGCACCGGCUCCAGGUGGAAGUGACACAGAAACAGCGCCAGAAGGCGAAGAGGAAGGGAAAACUAGAUGUGUAUGUAAUUUCACACACGACGACGGCUAUAUGAUAUGUUGUGAUAGAUGCGGAGAAUGGCAACACGUUGAUUGCAUGGGGAUUGAUAGAAAUAAUAUACCGGACGCGUACAUGUGCGAGUUGUGCCAGCCGAGGCCGAUCGAUCGGCGACAUGCUAGAUCUAUUCAGCUGAGGAAGAGAGAAGAGUUAAGUGCUCUAGGUGCUUCAGACUCUGAUUCUUCUGAAUGUGACAGAUCUGGACAAAGAAGAAAGCGAUUGCUAACAGUCACAACAUAUACGAACACGAGCGGGUCUUGUGUCACUACAUACAAUUCUAAUCUACCAGUUUUGCCCCCACUACCACAGCCAACGUUAGCGUUGCCCAAACGAGGGCCGAAACGCCCUAAGAAGGCAGAAGUCAUAAGAAAAGGAACGAAGCGAAAACUCUCCGAGAAGAGAGUGAAACGGAAAAAAGAAUUGUUACUAAAUAGAAGUAAAUAUAACUCCAGCAGCUUGUCAACAACUCAGUCGCAUUGGCGUGAUCUAUACGAGUUAGCUAUGACGAAUCACUAUAGUCCAGAAUUGAGAGCUAAAAUAAUGAAGUAUAGCAGUAAAUUGGGCAGUUCCCCGAACAUGGCGUCAGCUAUAACCGCCCACUUGUGCACAACAGUCCCACACGCGGGAGGCAAAAUACUAAUAGCAACCAAGGAUCUCAAAGAGAACACCCCAGUUAUUGAAUUGCGAGGAAAAUACAUGUUAUCCAAUCAACAUAGACCCCAAUUGCAAAAUUCCGCUCGGGCUGGCAGUCAGAAACCGGGACCCUUCGUAUUUUUCUACAGAUUACCUAAAGAUAACACACAGAUAUGCAUCGACACGCGGACUUAUGGGAAUGAAGCCAGAUUUGUUCGACGUUCGUGCAAACCUAAUGCGGAAUUGCAACACUGCAUAGUGAAAGGAGCUCUCCACGUUUAUUUGGUGACGAUCAAUGAUAUACAAUCUAAUACGGAAAUUACAGUUGGUCACGACACAAACGGCAGCAAGCAGCCGUGCGCUUGCGGAAAUCCUAAACAUUGUAAAGUUAAUGGCUUAAGUUCUUUAGUCAGCCGAAAGAGCAUAGACUACCCACCAAGAGAAAAGCGAAGUAGAAAUAGAUGCUUUAGUUCGUCAUCACAAUUGUCUCCCCCACUGGCUCCGAUCGUACAUACUCCCGUGAAAGAAUCAUUUCCAUUCCCUGUUAUUACCAAAAUGUCGCCUGUCGAAGAGCCGCCUGCGCCAUUAGAUUUUAUUCCACAAGUAAAAUCCGAACUAAUAAUGGAUUUUAAAGAAGAAGAGAAGGAAGAAAAAGAAGAGGAAAUGGAUUUGACAGCCAAAGAAGAAAUGAAGCCAGAUAUCGAUGAACUCGAUUUCGUCAAAAUUGAACCCCCGAUUGAGGAGAAGCUUGAUACAAUCGAAAAGAUAGAAGAGAAAAUAAAGCAAAUAGAAGAACCAGAAAUUAAACCUGAACCGGAUCCGGUCCCCAUAACAGAAGCUCCUGAAAUUUUACCGGAAGACCUGGAUAUUAAAGAAGAACUUGCAACUCCUAUUGAAACUGAAGAACCAGAACCUGAGAAGGUGGAAAAAAUUGAAAAUAUUGAAAAAGUCGAGAAAAUCGAGAAGAUAGAAAAAGUAGAAAAGGUUGAAGAGAAAAUAGAGCCUAAAGUGGAACAAGAAAGGCCGGUAACAAGAGAAUUGACUGCAAAAUCCGCGUGUCAUGAUAGGUCAUCGCGCUCGAGUCGCACAACUUGCGUCAAUCAAGACUCUUUAGAUGACAAAACUGAUGACUCACAGGACAAAAUACAGACAACAAACAAAGAAAAGGACAAGCGAAAAAUGACUCGUGAAGAGCGUAAAAUGGAAGCAAUAAUGAAGGCAUUUGAACGAAUGGAGAAAGCACAACAGAGAAAGCAAGAAGUGAAAGAGAGACAGAAAAGAAGAGAGUCAGAUCCUCAUCCAAGCACUGAAAAAGAUGACGACGAUGAUAUUCACUGUAAUGCCAAGAAACGGAAAAAAAGAAAAGGACGUGCGCGCACAGCAUCCCAAUCAAACAGACGUCGUCUCAAUUCAGCUGAUAGUGAUUUAGUUACGUCGGGGGAUGAAGCGCCAACAUCCCCGGUCAGGGCUCCGCCGGCUGACCCGGUCCAGACCGGUCACGUGUCUGAAGAACGACACGAACCAGUCAAUGAAGAUCUCGGGCUAAGCUCUGCGUGUUUACUUGUUGAAGCGGCAGUUGGUUCAGUGGAAUCGGCAUUCAAACUACCUAAAACGAAAAAAACAAUGGCAAAUGAAUGGAUUGGACGAUCCCCAGAACGAACGCCGUCACCAUAUCAAUCCCCAUACAGACCGACGUUGGUAUCAGCACCAUCUCUAGAAAGCUUAGUUCGUGUCGCCUCCACCAUGAUAGGCGAUUUAAGCGGAAAUCAAGAAUAUCACGACGAUCAGAAUUCACCCCCUCGAACCCCUGGAAGAGAGAGAAAUCGACCCCCAAAGAAAGCGAAGCGUAUAACUCGCAGUACAGAAGUAACUAAUGAAGUGCCCGAGUCGGUCCCGGUACAGCAUAGUGCGAAGAAGCGUUGGUUGAGACAGGCGAUCAGUGAAGAAAGUGAUUCUCCGAUGGCCGAUACAUUUGUUUCAGAAUCUCCGCCUAACGAAAUGGUGACACCGUUGAAGAAAAGAAGGAUGGCGAGAGAGUCUUUGUCGUGUGAACAGAAUAUUAUUGUACCUUGCAAUGAAGAAACGUCGCCAGUACUAACAUCUGAGGACUCGCCAGUGAAAGAAGACGCGUUAGCGCUCGCGCGGCAGUACAAGCGCAACAUCAUGGAGAUGUACAGUCGCGACCGGACGCGCUCUGAUAGCGGUCAAGGCUCCGACGACCAGUGCAACAUCGACCACGACCUGCUCAAUGUUAACAUCAAAACACCGUCCUCAGAACAUAUACGACGCAUCAUCGGGGUGCCCACCCCUGAAGAGGAACUGCCCCCGGAAAUACCUAAGCCACAAGCGACGAACAACAAUAACCUGGAAUUAGAUGAGCACAUGUACAACAAAGUGGUGCCGAUGGAUAUUGAUACUACCAUCAUAACGCAGUCCAAGAUAGAGUCGAAUGAAAUUCCAGAAAUCAAAGGCCCAGAAAGUCCUAAUGAUAAAGUUAAUAGUUCGCAAUCAGCGGACACAAGUGGCAAUUCGUCUCCACAACGUGAUGAAAUGGAUGACAUACAGAAGACAAUACACUCUUUCCAUACAGAAAACAUAUUGAUAUUGAAGAGCCGAAAUAAGAAACCGCCUAAAGAAAAACGGAAGAAGGUCAAUUUGAAUUUUGAUCUUAACAUGGUAGAUGAUCAAAUUAGCAUCCAACUUCGUACUGAAGAUGACACUAACUCUAAAUCGCCUGAAAUUAACGGUGACAUGCACGACGAAACGAAUUCUCAUGAAGAUGUUAAAUUGCAUGUGUCACCUGAAAAUAUACCUUUACCACCAGUAGAAUCUAUACCGCUGCCCGCGCCGGAGACCAUACCCUUGCCGGAGGAACCCAGUCCGAUACAAAUAAUACCCUCACCCGAAACGAUACCGCUGCCUGAAGAACCUAUGAAACCAAAAAUUGUUUCUCCUGUAAUAGAAAAGGAGGAAAUCCCAAACGAUAGGCGGCCGCUAAUUGAUAAUAUGUUCCCGUUUUCGACACGAUUCAACUCGACGGGACUGUUCUCGGGUAUAUUCAGCAACAUGUCCCUAAAAGUGGAAUCAAUAAAUGAGAACAUACCAAACAUGUCGUUAAUAAAAAGUGCAAUAGAUAGGACUACAAGUUUAGAAAGUGGUUUGUUCGACAAAGACAUUAGUCCAGUGGACGAUCUGAAAAGUGUACAGGAGAUAUUGACUCGCGUGAACAAUAUGGAUUCGAAUAACAGUGUGCUACUGUCGGGUGUGUUGCGUGGCUCGAGCAAGUGCGCGGGUGCCGGUGCUGUGACGGGUGUGACGAACGCGACCGCCGUCAUUAGUAUGACGGGUGUGACGGACGUGACGUCAGUGCCGGGAGUGACGGGUGUCGCGAGUGCGGGUGCGAACGUGACGAGUGUGACGAGACCUUAUGGUGUCCGUGCGAAUGACCCGCGACUCAACCCGCCGCCGCAGGAGAAACCAAAGCCUGUCAGGAGGAAGCUCUCUAUAACCGAGUACCGCAAGCGUCACAAGAACGCGGGCGGCGGCGAUGAGUCGUGCGGCGCGUGCGUGGGCGGCGACGACGGCUGCGAGUGGUCGCGCGGCUCGUCCGCCUCGCUGUCGCCGCAGCGGCUGGACGCGGCCGCGGCGGCGGCGGCCGACGAGCUCGAGCAGAGGCUGCACAGGGACCUAGUCGCGCAGAUGCCCAAAGGCGUGUUCGACGCGCAACCGACGGCGUCGGAGCGGCAACGAGAGAACCUCAGCUCGCGCCUGCGCAGGGAGUUCGGCCUAGCGCUGCCCGACGACGAGGACGCACGCGCUGAGACAGACAUGGGCGCGAAACGAUGCGACAGG
This is a messenger RNA of Brenthis ino (lesser marbled fritillary), 6714 nucleotides long. The record is from the annotation of a GenBank genome assembly. Lineage: Eukaryota; Metazoa; Arthropoda; Insecta; Lepidoptera; Nymphalidae.